Tachysurus vachellii is the source of this 2604-nucleotide messenger RNA. It is a transcript of the gene cdkn2c, whose product is annotated as cyclin-dependent kinase inhibitor 2C (p18, inhibits CDK4). Gene Ontology annotation, biological process: negative regulation of cell population proliferation; regulation of cyclin-dependent protein serine/threonine kinase activity. Gene Ontology annotation, cellular component: nucleus. The coding region runs from base 421 to 927 and encodes 168 amino acids. NCBI's taxonomy places the organism in Eukaryota, Metazoa, Chordata, Actinopteri, Siluriformes, Bagridae. The transcript has 2 exons. Gene Ontology annotation, molecular function: protein kinase binding; cyclin-dependent protein serine/threonine kinase inhibitor activity. The record is from RefSeq and is a predicted model, not a curated record.
GGAUGCAAGACCAGCACGACUGUACUAACAAGAGCCAGGCUGCUGGCUGUGUACACGCGCGAAGCAAAGACAAGGACGCAGGACAAAUCGUCAUUCUGAAUUUGGCUCGUGCGUAAAAACAACACAUUUUCGGCCGGUGGUAACUAAAAGCCUCCUCCUUGGAUAGAGAUGGCGUGAUAUCCCUGUUUUUUCCGCGCUGAGAGCGAUCUCUACAGUGGGACGAUAUUAAGACUGAGGUGGGCGGACCUUGGCAUAGGACCAUUUUUUGUAGGGGGGCUGGAAGAAGAGGCUAUUUACUACAGAUCCGUGCUGAUUUGCGUUACAACUAAGAUUGGGCUUAAAAAAAAGCAACAUCACAAAGUUCAAAUUGAAUCGGUUACCAUUUAUUUUCCUUCACACGCUCAACAUCUUGUGAAGAUCAUGGCCGAAGCCCCAGAUGUAAACAGGUUGUCUACUGCUGCUGCAAGAGGAGACUUGAGAGAGACUGAGCAGAUUCUGGAGAGCAACAUGAGCGUGAAUGCGAAGAACAUAUUCGGCAGGACACCACUGCAGGUGGUGAAACUUGGCUGUCCUUCUGUAGCGGAAGCCCUGCUACGCGCGGGCGCUGAUCCAAACGUGCGCGACCCGUGCGGGGGACUGACGGUAACGCACGACGCGGCGCGCGACGGCCACACGGACACGCUUCAGGUGCUGUUGCGGUAUGGAGCAUGUGUCAAUCUCCAAGACGACGCUGGUAAUCUGCCGUUGCAUCUGUCGGCUCGCGAGGGACAUCAGAGCGCAGUGGAGAUCCUGAUGCCGCUUACCGAACACCCGUUUCUGCCCAACCAUGCGGGUUUUACGCCCCUGGAGCUUGCAACACACCACCAUCGAGACAAUACGGCACGCUGGCUAGAGAACUACCUGUUUGUGCCAUCACAAUCAGAUUAGGCAGAGGGCCGCCUGCUUUGUGUUGUUACAGAGGUAGUAUAGAGAUAUAUGCUGAAUGCGCCUUUUGGUAGUAUUAGAAAAUAUUCAGCUAACUACCUCCUUUUGAAAUUGUGAAAUUAAGAAAAUGAAGUUGCAAGAAAAGAGUCUGAACGAAGGCCAUUUUCAAGCACACAAAAGGCCAAACGUUUUUACAGGCCUAGGCUGCUUUCUAUUAGUUUCCUGUUAAAUACAAUAAUCUUUCAUCAAAGUGUUAAAAAGUUAAAUUGUUUCGAUUUUAAGGGACAUUCAGAUUAAUACAUUUUUAAUUUCAGGUUAACAUUUAUGUCUAAAAUCGCUUCCAAACCCUCCCAGAACUAAAGGUAAACUGUAAUGGAACUAAUGAUCAAAUGGUACUUUUCCUUGUUGGAGGUUGGUACCAUCAAAGCUACACGUUUUGUACCGAAAUUAUGUAUAUUUAUAUUCCGAUAAGUUCUUGCAAUGUACAUUUUACUUAGCUUUUAAAAUAAAUGUACACUUUCGGCAUUUAGCAGAAGCCCUUAUGGUUCACCAGGUCAAGAAGAAGAAUAUUAUCAGAAUUCUCAUGGGAGGUAAUAUAACAACACUAAAAUAUAAUAUAAUAUAAUAUAAUAUAAUAUAAUAUAAUAUAAUAUAAUAUAAUAUAAUAUAAUAUAAUAUAAUAUAAUAGUAAAAUAAAGUAGUAAUAAUUAAUUCAUGAAUUUAAUAUGUAUCUUUGAACCUGGAACCUGAAUACAAUCUUUGAAAUUUUUUAAGGGAAAUAAAAAAUGGGCCUUUCUUUAUAUGCAAAGGUGUAAAUAUUUUGGAUAUCAACCAAAUCCCCGAGGAAAAGUACCCCUUUCUUUCUGAGCGUAUAGUUCUAGAGCAGUAAAGACCCAUUAAUUAUGCAUCCUAAAUCAUUUAAAGUCAUUUUGGUAAUUAAUAAAAAGGUAAUAAACAAGUCCACUUGACGGUACCACUUUACAUCCAGUGUAUCUGAUGACCUGAAAUAUCAUCAUGUAUAAAAGAUAACUCAAUCCUGCUUCGAGAUAUUUCUCUUCCCUAUUUUACUAAAAAUAAUUGCACUAAAGGUCUCUGAAGGCCAGAAGCAUUUCUAAUUUGCUUUGUACUUUUUUAUUUACUUCCGUUUGCAAAUAAAUUGCACUUUUGCUUGCAUUUUGAUAUUUGUAAAACUAUAACUGUGAACGAAUGUGUUUUUGUUGUAAACAAGUCGUAUUUUUUCAAAAUAAACCAAAGACCAGGAUACACAAUUUCCAAAAAGGACAAAUCUGACUUCUUGCCUUUAGACUCACACUAUUUCUAUACAAUAUCACUUUGUUUUAUUUAACUGAGCUGAUUUCCAACAUAAUACUAUGUCACAAUGCAAUAGAUUAAAUUAGACGAAGCAUACUUGAACGUUACUAAUGGUUGUAUCUUUUAAUUAUAUGAAGAAAUACAAUGCUUGUUUCUAAAUGUGUGUUGUUUUGAUUAUUUAUAUCAGUUUAAUCAAAAUUCAUCUGUGGUGAUGAUUGAGUACAUGUUCUGUGUGCUAUACUUUAGAUGGAUUUAACCUUGAUAAUCUUAGAUCAUAAGUAAUAUCCAUGUUAAAUGAUCCAGCCAGUAAUGUUCAGUUUUUAUUAUAACAUCUUGUGUCCUGUUACCUGUAUGACUGAAAUCCUUUGU